Etheostoma cragini (Arkansas darter) is the source of this 3799-nucleotide messenger RNA. RefSeq names its product chitin synthase chs-2-like. The record is from RefSeq and is a predicted model, not a curated record. Gene Ontology annotation, cellular component: cell periphery; cell septum. The transcript is spliced from 21 exons. Lineage: Eukaryota; Metazoa; Chordata; Actinopteri; Perciformes; Percidae. Gene Ontology annotation, molecular function: chitin synthase activity. The coding region runs from base 56 to 3799 and encodes 1247 amino acids.
GUGGGAUAUCUGCAGGGAGAUUCCCAUCAUUAAGGAUGAACAGACGCCAUGGAAGAUGAUCAAACUACUAAAGAUCGCCUCGCUGGCUAUCGUCGCAGUGUUUGUGUUUGGAUUGGCGCUAUGUAGCAAGACUACGUUCCUACUGCUCAUUACCUUGUCCCACAAAGGCACAAAAGUCCUCCCAGACAACAUGAAACCCGUUGCUCUGCUUUGUAUCGGCUGCGCCCUCAUCAUUUCCAGUGUUUUUCUACUGCUCAAAAGCUUUUGGAAGUCAUGCUACAAGACUUCAAAGCUGCCAAGAAAAUCAACUAUAGCCCUGGUCCUUUUCUUUGAGUCCCUAGUGGCUACGGGUGUAGCAAUUCUCACCAUGGUGGCGAUGCCACACUUAGACAUCGUGACCAACGUGGCAAUUCUGAAUGGUGUAGCCGUCCUCUCUGCGCUCCUCCAGGUGAUAGCUCAAUGCUCUGCCAAAGAAAGAAACCGCUUCCUGCUGCCGUCCAUCUUUGCCUUCAUCCUCAUUCUGCUAGGUUACGCCCUGUUCCUCUAUCUAUACAUCACAAAGAAUCCUACUGAUGUCAAGAUGAUCAUUUGGGUGGGUCUGGCUGUUGGUUCGUCCUUCUUGGUGUCUUUGAACUGGUGGGAGAGCUAUUUGAGACUUAUCAGCAAGACCAGCUCCUCCGUAUUCCUCAAAAACUUCUGUAAAGACUUGACAAAGUGCCAGAAUGUAGUGCGCAUCCUCACCAGCCUGCUGAGGAUCGCCGUGACGGCCUGUGUGCUCGGAGCCUACGUCCACUUGGACAACAUGGACUGGAAAAUCGUGACCCUGAUUCCAAGCCGUGAGACAAAAAUUAUAGCCAUCAUCAUCGGGGUCCAGCUGAUCUCAUCUGCACUCUGCCACUGGUUUUCUUUGGUAGCCUGCAAGAUGCACGCCCUGCGGCGAUGCUUCAUCGUGCCUUUGUACCUGGCCUCUCUGGCCGUCAUGGUUCUGUUCGUCGUCCCCGUCAUCGUUUACUAUCAAGACUACAGAACCAGUUUGAACGGGACUUCAAUCAACUUCAUAGGCUACUGCAGUCAAGUUGUGGAUGGAAGAAACCAAAGCCUGAAUGAAAGUGUGUUCCGAGAGCUGGUUCUGGAUGUCACACACACUCUGUGCUUCCUGGACAUGUCCAAGAUGGCUGACAUUGGAUUAUUGACAGGGUCGGCAGUAUCCUGGUGGCUCGGCCUUUUGUUAGCCACCCUCCAUCUGUGGUACCUAAACGUGGAUCGCAUCCAGAGGACCCAAGACCUGUUCACCAGGAGGCUGUAUGAAGGAGCAUUUAUCGAACAGUCCCUGCUCCUCAACACCCGAUUCGAUAUCCUGUCCAAAGACAGGAAAAAGAAGGCAUGCGAAACGUUGAUGGUGUAUCUGUGUGCGACAAUGUGGCACGAAACCUACAGUGAGAUGAUGAACAUCAUUAUCUCAAUAUUCAGACUGGACCAGUAUAGACCAAAGACAGAAGAUGAAAAGAACACUGAUUUCAACUUUGAAACCCAUAUCUACUUUGAUGAUGCGUUCACUGAUGAUAAAGAGAGUCGGGGGCGUCACCUCAACAAGUACGCACUGAACCUUGUGGAGAUCUUCACAGAAGUUUAUGGCAUCUUCACAAACAUCCACGACGAGUUCUUCAAUAAGAAUCAGCAAAUCCCUAAACAGAAUAUAAUAAGGACGCCGUAUGGAGGACGCCUGGAGGUCACCAUGCCUCAUGGGAACAUUAUCACCGUUCACUUCAAGGAUAAAGAUCUCAUCCGCCACAAGAAGAGAUGGUCCCAGGUCAUGUAUCUUUACUAUCUUCUGGGCUGGAAACUCAUGGCCAAAUAUUAUGGACGCUAUCAGAGGGGAGAGGACGGGCCUGAGUUUAGAGCAGAAGUCGAGAAAGAAAAGCAAAACACCUACAUCCUGGCUUUAGAUGGAGACACAGACUUCCAACCGGCUGCUUUGAUGCUGCUCAUUGAUCGUUUGAAAAUGUACCCAAGUGUCGGAGCAGCGUGUGGCAGGAUUCACCCCACUGGCUCAGGUCCCGCAGUGUGGUUCCAGAAGUUUGAGUACGCUAUUAGUCAUUGGCUGCAAAAGACAGCGGAGCAUGUCAUUGGCUGUGUGCUUUGCAGCCCAGGCUGCUUCAGUCUAUUCAGAGCAAAGGCGCUGAUGGACGACAACGUGAUGAAGAAAUACUCCAGCAAGUCCAUGGAGGCGAGCCACUACGUCCAGUACGAUCAAGGUGAGGACCGCUGGCUGUGUACUCUGCUGCUGAAACAAGGAUGGAGAGUGGAGUACAAUGCAGCAGCUGAUGCUUUCACCAAUGCACCGGAGGACUUCAAUGAACUCUACAACCAGCGUCGGCGUUGGGGGCCGUCCACAAUGGCCAACGUGAUGGAUCUCUUGGGCGCCACCAGCACAGUUUCCAAGAAAAACCGAAGCAUAUCCAAACUUUUCAUGUUCUACCAGCUCUUUGCCAUCGCCUCAGCCAUCCUGGCCCCUGCCACCAUCUGCCUCAUGGUUGCAGGUAGUUUUACCUUCAUCUUUAACAUGAAUGCCAGCGCUUCCCUGGUCCUGGCUAUAAUACCGCCUAUCGUCUACCUUAUUCUUUGCUUUUAUCUGAAGUCCGAUACUCAGAUUACAAUUGCAGGAGUCCUAAGUGUCUUGUAUGCAUUCCUCAUGUUGGUGGUGACGUUGUCCAUUAUCGGUUCGAUGGUGAAGGAAAAGACUAUCCUGACACCCAGCGGCAUUUUCGUCAUUGGCAUUUCCGCCAUUUACAUCAUCACAGCGAUAAUGCAUCCUCAGGAAAUCCAACUGCUCUUCCACGGCGUACUCUACAUCCUCUGCAUCCCAAGCGCCUACCUCCUUCUCUCCAUCUACUCCAUGGUCAACAUGAACAACGUUUCUUGGGGCACCCGGGAGACAAAACCUGUUGCUGGAAAUGCCCCACCCCAGCCUUCCACCCCACAAACAAGAACCCAGAAAGCCAAAAGUGCAUGCCAACGGUUCUUCUCGUGGGCCAGAUGUUGUAAAAACAUCAACCAGAGUUCUGGAGACGGGCAUCACGGGGACAGCCAGCCAGUCCUGAUCCCACAGUCCGCAGAGCCAGAACCCGGGCCCCAAAACACACGUGUUGACAGCCCAAUGUUUACAGCGACUUCACAGGGGCAACCCGAGCAUGUUUUCAACGCUUCUCCCCAAUGUUGGGUCACACAAAUGAAGGAUGUGUUCAAUGACAUGCAGCUGCAGGAGGCCUCACUCGAAAAGGAGGAGGAGCAGUUCUGGAUAGAUCUUCAGAAGAAGUACUUGGAACCUUUGCAGGUUGAUAAAGAGAGACAGAAAAAGAUUGUGAAGGACCUGCGACAGCUGAGAAACAAGAUAAACUUUGCCUACUUCAUGAUGAAUGCCCUGUGGCUGGUGGCGACAUUUACCCUCCAGCUCUUCGAGGCCACCGUCGCUAUCCCGAUCACCUUAGUCGACUUGAACCUCAAGCCCACCGGAACAGUACUACGUGUCGACCCCAUUGGCUUAAUGUUCAUUCUGGGAUUUGCAACAAUGGUUGGAAUCCAGUUCCUUACAAUGUUCUACCACAGAAUCUACACUCUGAUCCAUUAUGUGGCCUUUCUGGACACAGAGCCCAAAGAGAAAAACAAUGAACCAAAAGAACCAUACCUUCAAGGCAAAAAGGACGUAUCUAUCUCCAACAACGACUCCGUCAUUGAAGCCGACUCCCAGGAGGACUCUGAAUGGGAGGACAGUGAUGAAAAUGAGGAGGAUUUUUUGUAA